Messenger RNA from Abrus precatorius (Indian licorice), 2140 nucleotides. RefSeq names its product pheophytinase, chloroplastic. Gene Ontology annotation, cellular component: chloroplast. Lineage: Eukaryota; Viridiplantae; Streptophyta; Magnoliopsida; Fabales; Fabaceae. Gene Ontology annotation, molecular function: pheophytinase activity. The transcript has 6 exons. The record is from RefSeq and is a predicted model, not a curated record. Gene Ontology annotation, biological process: chlorophyll catabolic process. Bases 363 to 1892 code for a protein of 509 amino acids.
ACGAAAUUUCAGGAAGAAGCAGAUUCUCAUGCCACCUCCUUUAUUAAAUUAAAGGGUACAGUUUUAGAAUUUCGUAUACAAUUAAUUAUUUUAUAGCUUUACCUUUUUUAAUCAUGGCGGAAGAGAUAGUCUUUUUCAUUGCAAUUAAAUAUGUAUGGAAAAAAAAAAAAAACUAUAAAUUGAUGUGUUCCGCAUGAAAUCAAGAUUACUUUUGUGUUUAGUCUGUUUGCACUUUCCUUUUACGACGCUGCACAAAAUUGGUUAUAUCUCUGAAAGGCUUGUGAGAACAGUUAAAAUCAUUUCUUGCUUUGUUUGGGAGAAGAAACAAUUCAAUUUCGACUUCCAAAAUUCAGUUUUUGGGUAUGGAAAUUCUGUCGUAUGGUCCUGCACCAUGCUGUCAAGUAGUGGACUCGAAGUGGAAAUUGGUUGACAAAAGCUUGAAUUCACGUCAAUCAAAACGUGGGUCUGUGAGAUUUUAUAACAUUGGUCAAUCUUUCCUUGAGAACAAGGUGCAGCAAAGAGAUUUUAGAUCAUUAAAUGCUCUUGAAGGCUCCAAAAGAGUUGAUUGCAGGAUCUAUAGUGAAAGUUAUGAUGGGUAUGUGAUUGGCCGUGAAGGAAAUGUAACAAAUAUUUCAGGGAUAGAGGAGCAUGCUGCUAACGUUGUGAUUCCAGGUAUCCCAGGUGGGUCAAAUGGUGAAUCUGGUGCUCCAAUAAGUAGUUGUUUUUGGGAAUGGAAACCUAAAUUUAACGUACACUAUGAGAAGGGAGGGUGUGAGAAUGUGGAUUCUCCACAUGUUCUCUUUCUUCCUGGUUUUGGUGUUGGUUCUUUCCAUUAUGAGAAACAGCUGAAAGAUUUGGGCCGUGACAAUAGAGUAUGGGCACUGGAUUUUCUGGGCCAAGGAUUGUCUUUGCCUUUUGAAGACCCGGCACCUCACUAUAGGGAAGGGGUUGUAUCAAAUGGAGAUGAUUCUUCUUGGGGCUUUGGAGAUGAAACGGAACCAUGGGCAACUAAGCUUGUAUACUCUAUUGAUUUAUGGCAAGAUCAAGUUCGAUACUUUGUAGAAGAGGUCAUUGGUGAACCAGUCUAUGUGGUGGGGAACUCACUAGGAGGAUAUGUUGCACUGUAUUUUGCGGCACUUAACCCUCAUUUAGUGAAAGGUGUCACACUGCUUAAUGCAACACCUUUUUGGGGAUUUCUUCCUAAUCCUAUAAAGAAUCCAGGCCUAGCAAAACUUUUUCCAUGGGCAGGAACAUUUCCCCUACCAGCUAAGAUAAGGAGGCUUACGGAGUUGGUGUGGGAGAAAAUUAGUGAUCCUGCUAGCAUUGCUAAAGUACUUAAUCAGGUUUAUGCAGAUUAUUCAACAAAUGUGGAUAGUGUAUUUUCACGCAUAAUUGAAACCACGAGGCAUCCGGCUGCAGCAGCAGCAUUUGCUUCAAUCAUGUGUGCUCCCCAGGCAGAAUUAUCUUUCAGUGAUGCAUUAUCUAGAUGUCGAAAAAGCAACGUGCCAAUAUGCCUGAUGUACGGUAAAGAAGAUCCCUGGGUGAAGCCACUUUGGGGACUCCAGGUUAAGAGGCAGGUGCCUGAAGCUCCAUAUUAUCAAAUUAGUCCUGCUGGUCACUGCCCUCAUGAUGAAGUCCCUGAGGUCAUAAAUUUCUUGCUACGUGGGUGGAUCAGAAAUGUAGAGUCUCAGGGUUCUAUCUCAUUGCCACUGCUUGAUGACUUUGACAGUAUGAACCAAGCUAAUGCAAAGGAGGUGGAAUUUAUGAGAGAAGGCUCAAGAAAAUCAGUGGUGGUUAGAUUUUUCGGCUCCAGAUUCUCACUUUGGGACAGUAUAAGAUCUUACAUCAACACUCGCUACAAGUUCAGCAAUUUGGAAGCCAAAUCUCCAUGACGUGAUGAACUAUACUGUCUUCAUAUAUAUAUAUAUAUACACACACACAAACACUAUCCUCUCUGAUUCAGUUUGAUCAUGGAAAUCGUGUACAUUAAUUGUAUAAUCAGGUUCCUUUCUCCUCUGCCAUUACACACUAGUACAGCAUGUCAAAUUAUCUUUCCUUGAUCAUAUCAAAAUUUAGAGUCCAACAUCUGGUGUAUUGGAUCUAAUAUUCCUUUAAAAUAUGUUGAAGUCCGCAAAUUUUU